Messenger RNA from Closterium sp. Naga37s-1, 324 nucleotides. The record is from the annotation of a GenBank genome assembly. NCBI's taxonomy places the organism in Eukaryota, Viridiplantae, Streptophyta, Zygnematophyceae, Desmidiales, Closteriaceae.
AUGCUACCCUAUCCUAUCCACAUGACGCCGUUGCAAGCUGCCCUGCUCUUCCGCUGCCUCCCCCUCCUCCCCUUCUCCCACUACCUCCCUCGUCUGCACCUCCUCCUCUCCACCCUCGCCACCCUCCUCCCCUCCAUCCUCCCCAUCCUCGCCCUCCUCUUCACCACCCUCUCCCUCUUCUCACUUGCUGGAACACACCUCUUUGGCGGCCUCCUCUCCUCGCACCACCCCCAGCUUCAAACCACAGACUACUUUCAAUCCGGCUUCCUCCCACUCAAUUUCAACGACUUUCCGGCUUCGAUGGCCGUGGCUUUCAACCUGUGA